This is a messenger RNA of Anguilla rostrata (American eel), 1825 nucleotides long. RefSeq lists its product as uncharacterized. Gene Ontology annotation, molecular function: GTP binding. The record is from RefSeq and is a predicted model, not a curated record. Bases 1 to 1233 code for a protein of 410 amino acids. Lineage: Eukaryota; Metazoa; Chordata; Actinopteri; Anguilliformes; Anguillidae. The transcript is spliced from 5 exons.
AUGGCUGGUACGGGGAGACAGGGUGAAGUAGCUGGGAGACAGGUCACUGUGGUCGACACACCAGGCUGGUGGGUGUCAUAUUCUGUGAAGAACACUGCAGAGCUGGAUACACAAGAGAUUGUGCGCAGUGUGUCUCUGUGUCCCCCGGGACCCUGCGCUCUCUUCCUGGUCAUUGAUGUGAGCUCAGCGUUCGGAGAGGAACACAGGAGAUCAGCGGUGGAACACCUGGAGCUUCUCAGUGAGAGAGUCUGGAGACACACUAUAGUGCUGUUCACCUGGGGAGACUGGCUGGGAGACACAACCAUUGAGCAGCGCAUUGAGACUGAAGGGAGGGCCCUCCAAGAGCUCAUAGAGAAAUGUGGGAACAGGUAUCAUGUUCUCAACAAGAAGAACAAGGCUGAUGGGACUCAGGUCACAGAGCUGCUAAAGGAGAUAGAGGAGAUGAUAGCCAAGAACAGGACUGUUUCAUUCUCCAUAGAGGAGAGAGACAAUGAUGGCAAAUUCACAGGAAAGAUGAUGGUUCAACAGAAGAGCUUUGAGGAGGAAUGGAGCAGAAGAGAGGAGGAGCUGAUAGAGAGGAUGUCAAAGAUUGUGGUUGACUCAAAGAAAGAGGGAUCCUCUCUGCCAUUCAAGAGGAGACGCAGCUUGGAUAUUCUUCAACCUUCUUUGAGCGGAGGGACUCCAGCCCCCUCUGAAGCAGGCAGCUCUGUGUGGGAUUUCCAAUCUGCUCAUGAGGUUUCCAGUAAGAAGGUGUCACGGUGGCUGAAAAGGACUAAACCAGAGAGUUCUGCAUCAUCUGGAUACGGAACACAGAGUCCUGUAGUGAGUGAAGCAGAGGAGCCUGACAGGGUGACUCUGGAAGAGGACAGUGAGAUCUUUGAGGAGGAAUGGAGCAGAAGGGAGGAGGAGCUGAUCGAGAGAAUGUCAAAGAUUGUGGUUGACUCAAAGAAAGAGGGAUCCUCUCUGCCAUUCAAGAGGAGAAGCAGCUUCAAUUAUUUUCCACCUUCUUUGAGUGGAGGGACUCCAGCCCCCUCUGAAGCAGGCAGCUCUGUGUGGGAUUACCAAUCUGCUCAGAAACUUUCCAGUAAGAAGGUGUCACUGUGGGUGAAUACGAGUAAACCAGAGAGUUCAGCAUCAUCUGGAUACGGAACACGGAGUUCUGUAGUGAGUGAAGCAGAGGAGCCUGGCAGGGUGAUGCUGGAAGACAACAGUGUGGAUGACACUGAGUGCUAAAGACUCUAUGCUUCCCCCAUGUGGUAAAUUUUGUAUUGUAUUUGUAGCAAACAUUUUGAGGGUAUAUCCUACACCUGGCCUGGGGAAAACAUGACUUCACAAUGGCAGUCCUUUUAAAUCACACCACAUGUGUUGAAUGGUUUAACAUAGGAUGAUGGAGGUCUGAGUCUCAGGUUUGUUGGUUUGUGUCUGAUGUUUGCGCAGGCGCUCGUGAAUGCAGUGGAGGCGCAGCGUCUCUGCUAUUAAUGCCUGGGGGAAACCGUGUUCACAGGAACACAAACCCUGUCAUGACAUUCCUGGUCAAAACUGCCCUCUGGUGGAUGAAAAGCAUCCCUGCUCUAUUCCCUGAUACUAAUGUUACCUAACUGAGCUUUAUAGUGACUGAAAUAAUCCACAUAUGAAAUAUGCAAAAGACUGCUUAAUGUGACAGGAUCUUUCUUUAUAGAUGCAGCUUUGACAGCUUUUUGAUAAAGUAUAUUUGAUAAAGGGUUAAAACAUUGUACUCUGCCAAUUUCAUCUUGAAAUGUACUGAUUUGUUGAUAAACUGCACUUUUUGAUUUAUUUGUUUUAAAUAAAACAAUUUCUUGCAGUA